AUGGCAAACAAUACCUACCUAACCGAUGACUACGUCGCCGAUCUCCUAGCCAAAGAUGCAAAAGCCAGCUCCAUCAAAUACUCAUCCAUGGGUCUUGAAGCAUACGCCAAAGAAUCUAAACCACCUGCCAAUAAACCCAAACCCAAUACCCGUUUUCUGCGAAACAUCAUAAGAGAUACGGAUAAUCAUAAUAGCGCAUUACUAGCCAAAGAAGCAGCAGAGGCACGAGCUAGGCUGGAGAGUUUAUCAAAUGGAGAAAAACAGAAGAAAGUUGCGCCGGUGGAUAUUAGGAGGAGACAAUUGGGGGACAUCAAGGCGAUUUUGGGGGGUCCGGUGAAGAGGAAACGGGAAGAUUCCAGUAGAGAGGGUGAUGGGAAGGGGACGGCGAGUUUGGGGGAGAGGGCGGGGGUGGAAAAUAUAAAGGCACGGAUAUCAAGAGAUGGGGUGGAUAAUGAUCAUCGAAGUUGGAGGAAAGAUGUCGAUAUUUCUGCGGAAUUGAUAAGUCAUCGAAGGAGGGAGUCCAGGCGUAUGGGAGACCAAGAUAAAGACGAGGUACUCAGUGGCGAUAAACGAAGAUCUAAGGAUGGGAGAAAAAGACACCAGGAGGAUGAAUCGGGGGAGGAUGACAACAAAACCCAGCGAAGAGAACAUAGAAGAAGACGAAGUACUUCAGAAGAUAGAGAGAACACAAGGAACGAGAGGAGGAGGAGACACAGAGAAAGAUCACGUUCACCGAGAGAACAUCGCAUUAAAGAAUCAGGUUCUAGGGAAAGAGAUCGCUCACCUCAACGCAAACGAAAGCGCUCCCUCUCACCAACCUCAGAUGACGGAAGAAGAUCCACCCAUCAACCACAUAAACAUUCAUCAUCACGUCACCAAAGACAGCCAGAACCCGAACCCGAACAAGAUUCCGAUUCCGAUCCUCUAGACUCCAUAAUCGGCCCCCGUCCCGCCCACGAAAAACAACCCCUUCGUAUCCUUGGUCGUGGUAUCUCCUCCAUCGGAUUUACAUCUGCAAUGGAUUCCCGUUUCCACGCCGACUACGAUCCAAAAAGUGACGUGCAACUAGAGGAGGGAGCGGCCCAAGAAGAUGAUUGGGAUCAAGCGCUAGAAGCUUUACGCGAUCGACAAAAAUGGCACACGCAGGGAGCUAAUAGAUUACGCGAUGCAGGGUUCUCGGAAGAAGAAGUUAAGAAGUGGGAGAGGGGAGGGUUGGGGGAGAAGAGGGAGGAAGAUGUUAAAUGGGGGAGAAAGGGGGAGGGGAGGGAGUGGGAUCGCGGGAAGGUGGUUAGGGGGGAUGGAGAGGUGGGUUUUGAGACGGGUUGGAAGGAUAGUAAGGAUUGGGGGAAUGAGACGAAUACGAGCGAAGGCUUUGGGAGGUUGAAGUAG
Messenger RNA from Sclerotinia borealis F-4128, 1389 nucleotides. The record is from the annotation of a GenBank genome assembly. NCBI's taxonomy places the organism in Eukaryota, Fungi, Ascomycota, Leotiomycetes, Helotiales, Sclerotiniaceae.